Messenger RNA from Colletotrichum truncatum, 270 nucleotides. Its product is annotated as Protein kish-A. Gene Ontology annotation, biological process: intracellular transport; protein secretion. The record is from RefSeq and is a predicted model, not a curated record. Lineage: Eukaryota; Fungi; Ascomycota; Sordariomycetes; Glomerellales; Glomerellaceae.
AUGACCGCCCUCUUCAACUUCCAGUCCCUCCUCCUCGUCAUCCUCCUCCUCGUCUGCACGUGCGCAUACGUCCACCAGCUCAUACCUGCCAUCAUGGACCGGAACAAGGAUGGCUUCAUGGGCAUCUUUUGGAAGUUCGCUAGAGUAGGCGAGCGGUUAAGCCCAUACAUUAGCUUGUGUUGCGUUGUCAUGGCGGCAAGUCCUCUCCUUAAACCGUCCACCGAGACCCUGCUAACGACGGAUGUUCAGGUUUCCAUGCUCAUCAACUAA